UGCGUUUUCAGUGACCAAGGCACAGGCGAUGACGAUUGGGGUGCUGCUUGCUCUUAUCAUGGCGCUUUCCAGCAUAACGUUAGCUGCAGCGGGGUUCAUCGAGUCCGGCAAGAUGAUUCUAUUGGCAACAUGCCCGCAGACCAACCACAGCGACGACGGCACUGCGCCAACCGUGUGCUUGCGAAAGGAGGCGACGGGUUCAAUCUUGACUGUGUCUCAGGAUGACCCCAACAGUCUUCGUUUGAACCACCACAACAUUUCCUCGAUCCAAGGGUUUCCAGCUCAUCCUCAUACCAUCGAUCUAUCGUCGAAUGGGCUUCGAUCAAUCAACGUGGCGUCCACAUCGCAGGUCAAAGUCAUGUCGUUGAACCUUCGCCACAACGAAAUCAAUGCCACCGGCGUCGUGAACCUGCCACCAACGCUCCAUUUCUUAGAUCUCGGCUACAAUGCCAUCAGCCGUAUGGAUGCAACGACUACGUUCAACUGGACUCGACUGCCACAACUGACCACUUUAAUCCUCACUGGAAACAACCUAACAACCAUCAACCGCCCAUCCUUUCCCACAUCCCUCACAACACUGGACCUAUCCGGCAACAACAUCACGAGCUUUAUCGUCGGGGCUCGGACGUGGGCUCAGCUCACUCGCCCGGGGGUUCGCCUCUUGCUGAGUAUGACCAGUGAAGGCAUGGAGACCGCGUCGUCGUGGUGCCCAAACUCGACAGCUUUUGCGAUCACCAGAGUCGUCACGGCCGAUGUGAAUGCGGUGGUGUGCAUUAUUUUCAGAGCAAAAGACAGACCAGCCGUGACCACCCUAGUGCCGGCAACCUCCCCCCCCAGCAUCACGAUGUUCUCGCUUCCACUGCUUGUCAUCAACGUCGUGGUUGGGCUGUUCGUGAUGCUCGUAGCGUCGUUCGUGGUUGUCAAGGUCAUGGAGCGGCAACAUGCCCGACUGGCACGGGCGCACGAAGCAGAAAGUGACACGUGUACGAGCUCAGGUGCGGAUGAUCUGCAAGCGUUCGAGUACCGACUAUCGCUGUCCCCCCACCGCACACGUUAACUGGCACGACGCGGCUGAUGCUGCCAGGCCAUUGUAUGACCAGCGAUCGGAUAAAUAAAUAAUUAUUUCUCGAU
This is a messenger RNA of Aphanomyces astaci, 1131 nucleotides long. RefSeq lists its product as hypothetical. The transcript has 7 exons. Lineage: Eukaryota; Oomycota; Saprolegniomycetes; Saprolegniales; Verrucalvaceae. Gene Ontology annotation, molecular function: protein binding. Bases 29 to 1057 code for a protein of 342 amino acids. The record is from RefSeq and is a predicted model, not a curated record.